Messenger RNA from Didymodactylos carnosus, 516 nucleotides. Lineage: Eukaryota; Metazoa; Rotifera; Eurotatoria; Philodinida; Philodinidae. The record is from the annotation of a GenBank genome assembly.
AUGAUCCCUAAACGUGUCACUCAAGAUGAAACUUUAGAUGACAAUGAUACAUUCGAAAAUGAUUCGUCGAACGAGCGAACGAUUGCGCGUCAACGUCGUACGGCACAACAUCGAUAUUCAACCAGAAAGAAAAAGAGUUCAACAUCAACAGAUACAUUAUAUUUCAACAUAGUUUCUCUUAUGUUUCCAUUUAAAAAUAAAAACAAAGCAGGCAAAACAUCGAAAAAAGAACAACAACAGCAACAUCAAACGUCGAUUGCAUUAACAACCACAGCACCAAAUAGUGGCCAUAAUAAUAAAAAUCAGGAUGAAUCACAAAAAAUAUUACAUAAUAUUCCCAGUGUAUCACAAAUCGCACCAAUUCCAACAAAUCAGUCUAGUAGUGUUUUACCCAUCCUAAGCUUAGAUGGACGAGAUUAUCUUCAUGCAAACAAUACGAAUAAUUGCAAUGAAAAUAGUAGUGCACAAACAAAUCAAAAUCAUUCGUUACCGGUGAGAGAUAGGCCACAGAGUUAA